Hyaloscypha bicolor E is the source of this 521-nucleotide messenger RNA. RefSeq lists its product as uncharacterized. NCBI's taxonomy places the organism in Eukaryota, Fungi, Ascomycota, Leotiomycetes, Helotiales, Hyaloscyphaceae. Bases 1 to 480 code for a protein of 159 amino acids. The transcript is spliced from 2 exons. The record is from RefSeq and is a predicted model, not a curated record.
AUGAGAAGAGAUAUUACUAAUCUGAGGGGUUAUCUUGAGGAGGCUCAUCGCAAUGAGGCAGGCCACUAUAAGUACAAACGCGAGGUCCGAUUCCAGGUUAUCGGCAACCAGACAUGUUUUAUUAGUUACAAGCACUGGAAGCCUGCAAUUGUUCCGUUCUCUGGUCCCGCUUCGCUUGAUUUAGCCAAGGCUAUUCAGGGUGUUUCUAGCAAGAUGGGUGGCCACAUUGAGCGUUCUCCGUCUGGUAGUGGUUGUAUGGCCCCCAUUGCUCCCAUGUUCGAUGUUCUCAAGCCUACAAUGAUUCCUUUGGAGGCUAGACAUAUAAUCUUGAAACCAAAGAAGGAGGUCAAGAAGAUGAAGAACAAGGAGCUGAGGGACGAGUUGGAGAAGAGGAUGAGGGAGAAUGCGCUUCUUAAAUUAGAUGUUGCAAAACUUAGGGGAGAGGUGGUAGAGCUUAGUGAUGAUGAGGGUGAGAUAUGAGUGGGUGGGUAGGACAGUGGUGAUGGGUUGGUACGAUGCGG